GUUCUCGCCCAUACAAAAAUUAUGUCUUCACAAAUUUUAAAGUUAGCUUUCGUGCAUCCGGACCUUGGAAUAGGUGGUGCAGAGCGACUAGUAGUCGACGCAGCUGUUGGUUUACAAACUAAAGGUCAUCAAGUCGUUAUUUACACUUCUCACCACGACCCAACACAUUGUUUUGAGGAAACCAGAAAUGAUACACUUGAGGUCCGAGUUCGCGGAAAUUAUAUUAUACCACGUACAUUCUUUGGGUCAUUUUAUAUUAUAUGUGCUAUAUUAAGACAAAUUCAUUUGACCCUUUCGAUGAUAUUUUGGGAUAGAGCAAAAUAUGACGUUAUAUUUGUGGACCAGUUAUCCGCAAGUGUGCCAUUAUUAAGAUUGACUGGUGCAAAGGUUUUAUUUUAUUGCCAUUUUCCUGAUAAGUUAUUAACACAAAGAGAAUCAUUAAUAAAAAAAAUUUACAGAUAUCCGGUUGAUUUAAUAGAAGAAUUGACAACUGAUAUGGCGAAUUGUAUAGUAGUUAAUAGUAAAUUUACUGCAAAGAUAUUUCAUGAAUCAUUUCCCCAUAUAAAACGUACACCACGAGUGCUUUAUCCGGGGAUACAUUUUGAUUCAUACGAUAAAAAAGUUGAUUUAAAAGAUAAAUCUGUUGAGAUAUUAGAAACAUCGAAAAAGAUUAUAUUAUCAAUUAAUCGAUUUGAAAGAAAAAAGAAUAUCAUACUUGCAAUUCACGCCUUUGCAAAAUUACGCGAUGAUAAUUUAAUAUCAGCCAAUCAAUUUAAUAAUUUACGGUUAGUUAUAGCUGGUGGAUACGAUUAUCGUGUCCAAGAAAAUGUGGAUCAUCAUAAAGAGUUAUAUCAAGAGGCAUCAAAACUAGAGCUAAAGCCUUCUACAUUAAUGCCAGGUUCAGCAGAAUUACUACCAGAAAAUUCAGAAAAUUCUCAAGUCAUUUUCUUAUGUUCUUUUAAUGAACCACAACGAACUUAUUUGCUUUCAAAAGCAUUAUGUCUUUUAUAUACUCCAUCAAAUGAACAUUUUGGAAUUGUACCUGUAGAAGCAAUGUAUGCUCGUUUGCCAGUUAUAGCAAUUAAUAAUGGUGGUCCAAAGGAAACAGUAAAAGAUCGCAUCACAGGACUCCUUUGUUCAUCUACUCCUAUGGCAUUUUCACAAGCAAUCGCUUCUUUUAUUAAUGGUGAAUAUGAUCGUGACAAUAUGGGAGAUCAAGGAAGAAAACAUGUUCAAAAAAUAUUUUCUUUGGAAGCUUUUGUUAAUACUCUAGAAGAAAUUCUUAUGCAAUUAAUUAAAGAUUCUUCCCCAUUUUCUUUACUGAACCCUUUGUCAUUAUGGCUCUCAUUGACUAUAGCUUUAAUUUUAUAUUAUGUUUAUCAAUAUCCUUAUAUAUUCUAAAAUUACCGGCAUAAUAUAAAUAUGAUACUGUUAUCGGUUCUUGGAUUUUCCUCUCCCGCCACCGCCACCACUACCUCCUCCACGGCCACUAGAGCUUCCGGCUCUGCUUCCUCCUAUAAAAAUAGCUAAUUAGUUUAAUAAAAAAAAAAUUAGCGACGAAAAGGACAAACCUCUACCAGUAUUUCCACCACGAGAACCACCUGUUCAAUUAAAUUUUUUUUUUUUUAAUAUAAAUAAUUAGAUUAAGAAUAAUAAUGAAUAUUCAAUCGAUUAGAACUACUUACGUCCUCGAUUUCCACUGCUUGGCCCUGGUCUUUGUCGUAAAGUAUCCUCCUUUACCAUUUCCAUGAUCUGAAAUAUUAAAUAAAAUAAUUAAAUAAUGAUUAAGAGAAACCAUUUUAAAUCAAUUAAAUACAAUACAUACCUCAUCUGGUAC
Messenger RNA from Rhizophagus irregularis DAOM 181602=DAOM 197198, 1837 nucleotides. RefSeq lists its product as uncharacterized. Lineage: Eukaryota; Fungi; Glomeromycota; Glomeromycetes; Glomerales; Glomeraceae. Gene Ontology annotation, cellular component: endomembrane system. The record is from RefSeq and is a predicted model, not a curated record. Gene Ontology annotation, molecular function: GDP-Man:Man(1)GlcNAc(2)-PP-Dol alpha-1,3-mannosyltransferase activity; alpha-1,3-mannosyltransferase activity.